AUGCAGGAAAAGUCGACGACCAUCGCCGCAUACGCAGCCGGAGCAUCCCUCGCCGCUGUGGCCCUCUUCUACGUCUUCGGACCAAAUUACACAAUUGACGGCGACGACUCGAACGACAGUAACCGCAAGAAAAGCAUUGUGGGGCUGUCGAAUCCGGCAAACGACUGCUUCAUCAACUCGAUUCUACAGGCGCUCGCGGGUCUGGGCGAUCUGCGUGUAUACCUGAUCAGGGAAUUACAUCGGCGUGAACUGGAUGGACCGGACGUAUAUAACUCACUGCCGGAGGCAGAUGAGACGCCGCGGGGGAUGAGGCCCGAGAGGGUCCGGGAACUACAGCAGGGUACGAUCACGCGAGCUCUGAAAGAGAUGCUGGACCGAUUGAAUGAGCGCCCAAUCUACAAGAAGACCAUCACCAACCGGGCUUUCAUCCAGGCUCUCGAGUACGCGUUCCGUACUCGGAUUAGCCGCAAUCAGCAGGAUGCGCAGGAAUUCCUUCAGAUCGUUGCGGAGCGUCUUUGUGACGAGUACCAUGCCGGGUUGAAGGCACGACAGCGUGCACAAGGUCUUCUUGCAACGCUGCCAGGUUCGGGCGGUGAAGAAUCUGUGCAAAGCAGUGCUGUCGAGAAGGGAUCUACUGAAAUUGAAGUGCGGAUUGACGAUGGGACUGAGAUGGGCCUCCCGGCAAUCAUCGACAACAAAUUGAAAGAGAUCGACAAUGAAUACGGAUUUCCUUUCGAAGGACAAAUGGAAUCGCAGAUUGAAUGCCAGUUCUGCCAUUAUCAAUACAAGCCGAACAAGACUUCAUUCGUGAACCUGACGCUACAAGUUCCUCAGAAGAGCUCGACCACCCUCAGUUCCUGCUUUGACGGGCUGCUCAAAACAGAAUAUAUCGAUGACUUCCGGUGUGACAGAUGCCGGUUACAACAUGCUCUGGAUGCCAAGAUGGUAGAAAUGAGCAGGUCUCAUUCGACAAGAGAUCGGGAGCGUCUCGAGCAAGACAUCCAGCUGAUUCGACAUACUAUCGCUACAGAUCCUGAGAAUCCUCCCGAAGGAGUCAGCCUUCCUCCAUCGGACCUUGCACCUAAGCGAAAGAUUGCUCGCCAUAUGCGCAUCACUGUUUUCCCCAAGAUUAUAGCAAUCCACCUUUCGCGCUCGAUCUUCGAUCGCAGUAGUUCUACGAAAAAUGCCGCCAAAGUGUCCUUCCCUGAGAGGCUUCCUUUGGGUGGAAUAUUGAGCCAGAAGUGGUUCAAGCUGCUGGCCAUUGUCUGCCACAAGGGCAGUCAUAACAGCGGCCACUACGAAUCUUUCCGACGUAACAACCUCUAUCCACCUUUCUCUACUCCGGAUGUCUUUAGUUCCUACGCGCAAAGUCGGGCGACCAGCGUCAAUCCCUCUACUGCACCGAGUCCUCGUCUCGCGGCUCGCGGGGUCCCCGAGACAGAACCCUCCCCAAUCAGCCUCUCUUCCUCGACAUCAUUACCAUCCCUGUCGGGCACUUCGCUUUCCUCCCCAGCUCGUUCUCAGUCUGUGUCGGCGAGGGACUCCUCACAACCUGCGUCUCAGCUGAACGCGCCUCCCUCGCCGUCUGCUCGGCCCACCACAUCCAGCUCCCGUGUAUCCUUUCAGAGUAUCCGCACCAAAUCGUCAGGUUCUAAGCAGAAUCUCUCGCCGCCGGGAUCUGAAACCCAGAGUCCAGCUAGUGAUAGUGGAGCCUGGAGCAAGUCCGGAUCACGGCCAUCCUUCAUGAGUGAGCGGACCACUCCCAGAACGCCUCCAGAAGCACCAGCCCUGUCAAGUUCUCGGCUCCGUCGUCGCAAAAAGACGAACGAUCGAUGGUGGCGCAUCUCCGACGAGAAGAUCAAGGAAUGCAAGACUUCAGACGUGCUGGGCAUGCAGAAAGAAGUCUAUCUCUUGUUCUAUGAAAUGGAAAAAGGGUCUUUGGGGCCUUAG
Aspergillus fischeri NRRL 181 is the source of this 1950-nucleotide messenger RNA. Its product is annotated as putative ubiquitin C-terminal hydrolase. The transcript has a single exon. Bases 1 to 1950 code for a protein of 649 amino acids. The record is from RefSeq and is a predicted model, not a curated record. Gene Ontology annotation, molecular function: cysteine-type endopeptidase activity; cysteine-type deubiquitinase activity. NCBI's taxonomy places the organism in Eukaryota, Fungi, Ascomycota, Eurotiomycetes, Eurotiales, Aspergillaceae. Gene Ontology annotation, biological process: protein deubiquitination. Gene Ontology annotation, cellular component: nucleus; cytosol.